UUCACAUCAACUCCGCCCAAUCCAAUACGCAACUCAACUUCAUUCACCUCAACUCCAUACACCUCAACUUCAUUCACAUCAACUCCGCCCAAUCCAAUACGCAACUCAACUUCAUUCACCUCAACUCCACCCAAUCCAAUACCUAACUCAACUCCACCCAAUCCAAUACGCAACUCAACUUCACCCAAUUUAAUGCAAGAGCGACUUAAAUACUUCUCGGCCCCCUUACAACAACAGGCGGCUGAAUUAGCUAAAUCGGAUACUCAUCCUAACUGCCAAGCAGUUACAACCCAAGCCAUAGCUACUGUUAAUGAACUAGUACAGCUACUGGCUAAGGCUGAAAAACGGGCACUUAAAGCCCAAAAGAGUGCUUCUAAACACCAACAAGCGUUCAUUGAUCUUCAAACCCAAUUUAUUGAAUACACUAAAUCGGCUCAAGAUAAGCUUUUAGCCGCCCAGAAAGACCGAGAAGUCCUUCAGGACCAACUUCUAUCCCGCCUAGAAAAACAAAGGUCCAAAUCCGAACAGACUAUUAAUUCACAAGCCCAGCAAAUUCAAGAGCUACACCUGGAUUUAGCAACUGCCCUCCAGGAUAAACUCGCUGCUUUACAAGAAAUUGCUGAUCUGAAACAAAACAACACCCAAUCUUCUUCCAACUCUCUCUUAUCCUCAGCUGCCACUCCAAUUCCAACCCCAUCAACCAACUCAUCUAUACCCCUGCCACCACGACCUCUACCUUCUAUCUCACUUCCCAAUGACCUACUAGACAACUCAUUCCUGCACGAUCUUGACUACUCCAGCCGCCAUAACUCUUCUUCUUCCUCUUCUUUCAAUACUAUGGCACCCCCUUCCAUCAUUGGCACUUCAUCCCUACGCAAAGGCGUUCUUCCCUUCACCCAAUCCGUCCUACCCAGCUACUUAACCACUCCUCUCAUUAAUACCUCCUCCCAAGUAACUCCCAUAACCACCCCUACACCCACCUCACCACCGCCUACUACCACUCAAUCUACUACUAAAUCUCCCAACUCAUCUACACCCAACUCAUCUACACCCAACUCAUCUACAUCUAACUCAUCUACACCCACUUCACCACCACCUACUACCAACCCCACCUCAGACCAACCCAAUACCAUCCUAACCUCAGACCAACCUAAUACUAACACCACCUCACCCCAGCCUAGCACUACUCCGCCUAAAUUCGCAGGUAUUUCUAAAACCACUCCCCAGCCCAGUAUACCAGCUAACUCCCGCUUUUCCUUCUAUAUUAUUAGUGGCAGUUUUAAACUAGCUGUUACUGACCCAAACUUGAACGCCCUAAGACACAAAUGGACUAAUAUCUGUGAAAUUCCUUCUUCAUCACUGGGACUACUCACUCUAGUCAGUAAUGCCAAAGUUCUAGUGGCUAUCAUGAAAAAGCACGAGGCCAAACUAGCCAAACUCGUCCAAGCCUACCUAUCUAUCAAUAUCGCUAUCACUAUCACUCCAGUUUUGGAUUUUCUCCAUAUUCCCAGCUUAACUCCAAGUAAGGUCUUAAGUGCUCUCAGAAAGAAAGCUAAUCUUAUCAUUGCCUCCGAUCUUCCCUUUCUCAAACGCACACCCCUCUUUAUUUUAGCCACUAACAUCAACAAGUGCCAAACUCCCAAUGAUCUCCAGCUACUUUACAGUCUGCACCAAGUCAAACCCAAAUUUACUCCUUCCAAGCCAGCUACUACCUAA
Nematocida homosporus is the source of this 1716-nucleotide messenger RNA. RefSeq lists its product as uncharacterized. The record is from RefSeq and is a predicted model, not a curated record. NCBI's taxonomy places the organism in Eukaryota, Fungi, Microsporidia. The transcript has a single exon. The annotation marks the transcript as partial.